GGUUCAUUUUUAGUUCCGCAGUAACAACCGAACCGGGCAGUUUAUAGUCGUCACUUUGAAUAUUGUUAUCAAUCGUCUUUUGGAAUAAAAAAUAUAACAAAAAAUAAAAACAAAUAAAUCUAGUUACUUAGUGGAAGCACCACCCUACAUAACAAUAUAAACAAUUUUUUUAAUUUUAUUAAUUCAUUCUCUUAAGGGUUUAUGAAGAUAAAUCGAUUUUGUCUUCUCUCUGUCAUCAUCACUUGAACACAAUUCUGUUUUUCGUGCAUUAAAAUGAAUUGGAUUAUAAAAAUCAUUUCUAUAUCAGCAACUAUCAAUUUGGCGUUAGCAUGUAACCGAAUUCCAGUUGGAACAACAGCGGGAAAAUCACCAUCUGAUGAUCGUUAUGUUGUCACAAUUGGCGGAAGUCCACAAAAUUUUGAACCAGGACAAAAAUACAAUAUUUCCUUAGCAGCAGUACAAGGCUACACUUUCAUUGGUUUCAUGUUAGCGGUCGAAGUAGACACUUCCAAUGGCAACAAUAAUGCCGAUCCUGCAGGAUUGGGCUAUUUUGAAAUUGUCGAUUUCUCUCAUACGAAAUUCAGUGAUAAAUGCAACAAUCUAGUUAUGCACACAAAUAUGUUGCCAAAAUCUAGAAUUGAUGUUGUUUGGACUGCCCCACAACCUGGUAGUGGCUGUGUUCUUAUUCGAGCCACUGUUAUCGAACAUCGGGAGGUCUGGUACAUGGACGAUGGAUUUUUGACGAAACAAUUCUGCGAGGAACAACAGGAUGAUAUUGAUAAUCAGCCAGCGGUGAUGGAUCCAUGUUGUGCUUGUGAUGAAGCUAAAUAUGAGCUGACAUUUGAAGGAAAAUGGUCACGACAUACACAUCCAAAGGAUUUCCCAGCAAAUAACUGGAAAACACGUUUUAGCGACAUCAUUGGAGCUUCACAUACCAUAGAUUAUAGGUUUUGGCGGUAUGGAGAUAAAGCGAGUGACGGAUUAAGGGAAGUUGCAGAGCAUGCUUCGACAAGGACACUGGAAAGUGAACUCAAGGAACAGAGCGAUCAAAUUCGAACGAUCAUCAAAGCUCGAGGAAUUGCCUAUCCCAAUGUGACAGGGAAGACCUUUGCUGUGUUCAGGGUUGACUCGAAGAAUCACUUGAUUUCUCUCGUAUCCAUGAUCGUUCCAUCGCCUGAUUGGAUUGUUGGAGUUUCGGGGUUAGAACUUUGUCUGCCUAAUUGCUCAUGGGUGGAACAUAAGAUUCACAACCUUUAUCCAUGGGAUGCUGGAACGGAUAGUGGCCCUUCAUAUAUGUCAGCUGAUCAACCUCAAGUUCCACCUGAUGUUAUUCGAAGGAUUAAGUCGAAUUUUCCAAAUGAUCCACGUUCGCCGUUCUAUGAUCCAUCAGGAGCUCCCAUGAAACCUUUGGCUCGUUUGCAUAUCUCUCGCCGCAGGCUUUAUGAGAAGACUUGUGACCAAAAUGAAUCUGAGAAUGAACCAGCAGAAUGUACAACUCAUCCAUGGGGACGAUGGAGCGAAUGCAGUACAAAGUGUGGACCUGGAGAACAAUACAGAACUAGGGAUUUCAAGAACCCUGGAGUGGCUCGACGUUUUAAGUGUCGCAACUCUCUGCGAGAGGAGCAACCCUGUCAGGGAACUAAAUGCGGUGGAUUCGAUGAUGAUGCCGGUGGAGAUAAUGGCGAUAAUGGGUACAGUGCCAGUCCAGAGAACCCUGAAUGUGCUCUAUCCGAAUGGACUCCAUGGUCAAGUUGUAGUGUUACAUGUGGAAAGGGAAAACGGACAAAGACUAGGACCUAUUUGAAUAGGAGGGCUAGGAAGAAGUGUCAGAGCGUUAGCCGAGUGAUCUUAGAACGGACCGAAGAGUGUGAGGGAGAAGUCUGUGGUGGAGAAAUAGGUGGUGAACAGGAAGAAGGUGGAGAGGGUGGCGAACAAGAAUCUGAGAAUGAGCAGGAAAAUAACGAAAACCCUUCUGAAAAUGGUGAAAACAACGAGGAGAAUGUCCGAACCAGAAACAGAUGGGGUGAUCGACGGGGCUAUAAGUCUCUAAUCGAGGGUGAGGAAGAGGAAGAAGUCAUUCCCCCAGAAUGCCAUGUCACCCCAUGGUCCAAUUGGUCCCCAUGUAACAGUCAAAACUGCGAGGAGGGUUUUCGAACCAGGGUCCGUGAAGUUUGGAACAACGAUGUCAUCCAUGGACUUCGAAACUCCAACUAUGGCAAUGACCCCUGUCGAAAUAUAAAAAAGCACGAAAUCGUCAAUUGUACCAUCAGCAACUGCGAUGAUGUCGUCCCGAGUAUUUGCUUUGAGGAGCCAGAAAUUUGUGAGUUCCGAAAUAGUUCGGUGACGACGUUUUGGUAUUACGACCAUAAGAGCAACCAAUGUGCUCUCUUCUUCACCAAUUGCUACGACAACAAUCGAAAUAAAUUUAAUUCGUCAGAAAAAUGCGAAGCAACUUGCAAAGAUCGCAUACCCUAUGAUUUGUCGGUUGAAGAUCUGCGCCUGGAGAAAGUCGAUUGUAAGGUCUCGGAAUGGGUGGCACAUUCUUGUAAUGCCACCUGUGGUGAUGGAGUCGAAAUCAAGACUCGUAAAGUUUUGCGAAGGCCCAAAUAUGGCGGAAAGCCAUGUCCCAAGAAAAUGGUACGCUUCGACAAGUGCUAUAAGCGUUGUCCUGAAGAACUGAUCAAUAGACAGAGAUUACAAUACACACGGCCGCCGGAGAACGAAUGUCGGUACUCGGAAUGGUCACCUUGGUCACCAUGUACAGCGACAUGUGGAAGUCAUUCGGUGAAGCAGCAGACAAGGGUUCUAUUGAACACGGAAUUAAGUUAUAAGUGUAGGGAGAGGGUGAGAAUAGAAAAAUGCUUUGUGAUGCCCUGUUUAAUAAAUGAGAAUUGUAGGGGGCCAUAUUGUUAGAGCUUAAGUUUUGGAUUAAAUAAGUUUCAAAAAUGUUUA
Messenger RNA from Eupeodes corollae, 2952 nucleotides. Its product is annotated as spondin-1. The coding region runs from base 274 to 2913 and encodes 879 amino acids. The transcript is spliced from 7 exons. NCBI's taxonomy places the organism in Eukaryota, Metazoa, Arthropoda, Insecta, Diptera, Syrphidae. Gene Ontology annotation, molecular function: serine-type endopeptidase inhibitor activity. Gene Ontology annotation, biological process: cell adhesion. Gene Ontology annotation, cellular component: extracellular matrix. The record is from RefSeq and is a predicted model, not a curated record.